GAGAGAGUUGGGAUCACCACCUCCCUGGCCUGGCCUGGGAACCGGCAUGAUAUAAUACUACCUGGGUGGUAUGUAGCGUAUCGCCUCACAUUCCUAGGUAAUCAUUCGUUUCACAUUCCCUCCCAUAUCCGUCACCUGCUACUUCCUGUGCUGUACUGCGUUGCGUUGCGUCCAUUGCAGGUCUCCCGCCUACAACUGAGUUCAUCGUCGGCCGUUCAUCAUACCUCACCUACCUAUUGUCAUUACACUCUCUCGCACUCACAUCGCAGCCUGCGGAAACGAGGGCAGCUCUCGUCAGGCAAAUCGUGCACUCCCCUUCCGCCCGUGGACUCACCGCUCUCCAAUCCAUCAUGGGCAACAAUCAAUCCACCGACGAGGCUCGUCCGCCUGGAGGAGGUGGUGGUGACGGCGGCGGCGGCGGCGGUGGUACUGGUGGUGGUGGUGGUAGUGGGAAUGGUGGGAAUAGUGGACCUUUCCAGCCGACGACGCUGGCUUCCUCGACUCCACAGCAAUCCCCCCCCGAUCGCAGUCGGGCCGUGGGAAUCGUACAACACAACAGCAACAGCAGCAGCGGCGGUAAUCACCACAAUCAUCCCAAUAGCAAUCCCACCUCCGCUCAACAACAUCUCCACCGUCUCAGCGGACAUUAUCAGCUCCGCCCGGGAUCCUCGUCGUCGCAAGGAGCAGAUGCAGCAACAGCAGCAGCAGCAGCAUCGCCAUCGCCCACCAUACCAGGCACGACCAAGUCCUCGCGCGAGACAGUUCCCACCCGCAAAGCCCCAACAGCAGCCGCCGCCUCAUCAGCGACUUCAACAACAGCAGCGGCCACCUCCGCCUCCGCUUCCUCCGCCGCUGGCCCAUACAAUUCUCCCUUCUCCACCUCGUCACCCGCACCACCACCACCACCACCACUGACGCCCCUCAACCCCGCGACCAGCAUCAUCAAUUCUACCACCACCACCGCCGCGCCCACUUGGACUUCGAUUGAACAUGCACACGCCCAUGUCACAUCGGCCAGUCCGAAUCGUCCUCGAAUUGCCCGGCCGCGUUCUAUCACCUUAGCGACUCCGAAGGUCACUGCAUUGGAGAGCACCACCGCCGCUGCGGGUUUGGGCAACGAUUUCCCCAAGCGGGCCAUAAAUAAAUCUCCAUACGUCGAUCCCGUCGCACCACCACCAUCCUCGUCGCUACCGGGCAGUGCGCCUGCGACGAGGUCUUCCACACCGGCGCAACCGGUCGACAUUCCGCAGCCUCAGACACAGAUACCUUCUUCGUCGAAGCUGGACGAAGAAAACCAACACACAAUGGAGCCCACCACACCGGGCUACUCAGAAUCGCCCUAUGGCUUACCCGCGCCUGAUUACAGUCGGCCGCCGCGGUUGCCGCUGCCUAUCGAAGAAGAGCUCUACACGCCUGGAUCGCCGAUCAUCACACCACAGGAUAUCAACGACGGGCUCGUCCACGGUGAUGCGACAGGGCACAUCCUGGUGAGCCGCGGCAGCGUUCUCAGCUCCAAUGCCGAUGAGGACGAGGAUGGCGACAACGACACCUUUGUCGCCGAGACCUCCCAGUCGUUACAACCGCGCAUCCCCACCCGAAUGGAGUGGAACGCGCCCGGCGAGAAGAUUUACGUGACGGGCACAUUUUGCGCCUGGGAUAAAAAGAUCAAAUUACACCCCAACCCGAACGGUCGCGGAUAUUCCGCGAUCCUCCCCUUGCCGCCAGGAACACAUCAUAUCAAAUUCUUGGUGGAUGGUGAAAUGGUCACGAACCCGGAUAUGCCGACCACCGUCGACUGGAGCAACUCCCUCGUGAAUUAUUAUGAAGUCGCUGCGCCCGAAGUAUCGGAACCUACCACCCCAGUGCCGGUGGCUCCAGCGGAACCCAUCCCCAUCCGAGGCGCAAACGCAAACAAAGUCGAAAGCACCACCACCCCCCCGGGCCUCAUCGUCCCCGGCUCCGUCCCGAAACGCCCACCACCCGCCCCCUCAACCUCCCUCUCCUCCCGCGCCGCCGCCCAGCAGCAACAGCAGCAACAGCAGCAGCAGCAGCAACAAGCCGCCGCCGUCGCCCAACAACCGCAAUUCCAACAACCGCCCUCCCAAUCCAAACGCGACCCCUCCCCGGAACCGCAAAAGCUCAAAACCGUCCCCCUGCCGCGCCACAGCUACACGACCACCAUCCCCUCCUACCUGAUCGACCUGGACCGCUACAACACGCCGCACGACGACCGCUUCCUCCGCGCCUCGCGCGUGCUGCCGACCCUCCCCCCGCCGCCGACCCUCCCCAUGUUCCUCGGGAAGUCCAUCCUCAACGCGGGCACCCCGCAGAAGGACGACGCCUCGGUCCUGGUCAUCCCCAACCACACCGUCAUCAACCACCUCGCGACCAGCAGCAUCAAGGGCGGCGUCCUGGCCAUCUCGGCGACGACGAGGUACAAGCGGAAGGUACGUUGACUCAUCUUUCAGUCUCUUUCUUUUUUUUGUUACCCCCCUCUUUGCUUCCUCUCCCUUUUUCUUCUUCUUCCUCUUUCCUGUUCCUGGCUGGCUCGUUAUUUCUUCCGUUGGGGGCUUUCAUCCGGCUGACGAGUUUUGCUGCAGUAUUUGACCACGAUGAUGUAUAAACCUAGCAGCAGCCAGGGAUGAGAGGGGGAUCACGACCCGACGAAUGAGAACAUCAGCGGAUGUCUUGCAUCGUCGAGGUGGAGAUGGGGU
Messenger RNA from Dissoconium aciculare CBS 342.82, 2714 nucleotides. RefSeq names its product carbohydrate-binding module family 48 protein. Bases 351 to 2456 code for a protein of 701 amino acids. The transcript has a single exon. Gene Ontology annotation, biological process: signal transduction. The record is from RefSeq and is a predicted model, not a curated record. Lineage: Eukaryota; Fungi; Ascomycota; Dothideomycetes; Mycosphaerellales; Dissoconiaceae. Gene Ontology annotation, cellular component: nucleotide-activated protein kinase complex; nucleus; cytoplasm. Gene Ontology annotation, molecular function: protein kinase binding.